Echinops telfairi (small Madagascar hedgehog) is the source of this 2575-nucleotide messenger RNA. RefSeq names its product ring finger protein 128 (gene RNF128). Lineage: Eukaryota; Metazoa; Chordata; Mammalia; Afrosoricida; Tenrecidae. The record is from RefSeq and is a predicted model, not a curated record. The coding region runs from base 1 to 1287 and encodes 428 amino acids. The transcript is spliced from 7 exons.
AUGGGGCCGCCGCCCGCGUCCCGGGUCGCCGGCCGCGGCUGUCCCCGACUGCUCGCCUGGGGGCUGCUGCUGGCCCUGAGUCCGCACGCGCACAGCUCCCGCGGGGCCGAGGCCGUGUGGACCGCGUACCUCAACGUGUCGUGGCGGGCGCCGAACACCGGCGUGAACCGCACCGUGUGGGAGCUGAGCGAGGAGGGCGUGUACGGACAGGACUCGCCCCUGGAGCCCGUGGCCGGGGUCCUGGUGCCGCCCGACGGCCCCGGGGCGCUCAACGCCUGCCACCCGCAGACGAAUUUCACGGUGCCCACGGUCCCGGGGGACUGGGGGGGCGUCGUGCAAGUCUCGUGGUUGGCCCUCAUCCAGCGCGGCGGGGGCUGCACCUUUGCGGACAAAAUCCACCUGGCUUACGAGAGAGGGGCGUCCGGAGCCGUCAUCUUUAACUUCCCGGGGACCCGCAAUGAGGUCAUUCCUAUGUCGCACCCGGGUGCAGGAGACAUUGUCGCAAUCAUGAUUGGCAAUCUGAAAGGCACAAAAAUUCUGCAGUCUAUUCAAAAAGGAAUACAAGUCACAAUGGUCAUUGAAGUAGGGAAAAAGCAUGGCCCUUGGGUGAAUCACUAUUCAAUUUUCUUCGUGUCUGUGUCUUUUUUCAUAAUUACGGCAGCAACAGUGGGCUAUUUUAUCUUUUAUUCUGCUCGAAGAUUAAGGAAUGCCAGAGCUCAAAACAGAAAACAGAGACAAUUAAAGGCAGAUGCUAAGAAGGCUAUUGGAAGACUUGAGUUGCGCACACUGAAACAAGGAGACAAGGAAAUAGGCCCUGAUGGAGAUAGUUGUGCUGUGUGUAUUGAACUGUAUAAACCAAAUGAUUUAGUGCGAAUCUUAACCUGCAACCAUAUUUUCCACAAGACAUGUGUUGACCCAUGGCUGUUAGAACACAGGACUUGCCCCAUGUGCAAAUGUGACAUACUCAAAGCUUUGGGAAUUGAGGCGGAUGUUGAAGAUGGAUCAGUGUCUUUACAAGUGCCUGUAUCCAAUGAAACAUCGAAUAGUGCCUCUCCUCAUGAAGAGGACAAUCGCAGUGAGACCGCAUCUUCUGGAUAUGCUUCGGUACAGGGAGCAGAUGAACCACCUCUGGAGGAACAUGUGCAGUCAGCAAAUGAAAAUCUACAGCUGGUGAACCAUGAAGCAAGUUCCGUGGCAGUGGAUGUUGUUCCACAUGUUGACAACCCAACCUUUGAAGAAGAUGAAACUCCUGACCAAGAGACCGUUGUUCGAGAAAUUAAGUCAUAAAAGCUGUGUCAAUGGGAAACUUGAAUCUUUAGUAAUAACCGAACUGCCAAUCAGGGCCUAGUUUACUAUUAAUGAGCUGGAUAAAUUUAAUAUGAUAAGAAUGAUACGGAGAGUGCUGAGAUGACUAAUAUUAUGCUAUAAUCAAAUGGCUUCAAAUAUUUAACCUAUUAACCUUUUCCCACAAGCUCACUAUAAUGUUUUUCCUAAGCUAGUUUCUUCUCAAUAGUGGCAGUUAAAAACAUUUUAAACAUUCAGAACUCUCUUCAAGUAGUCAUGGUUUUCAUUUAUAACAAUCUUAUAAAACUGUGUUGCAUUCAAAAUGUGAAGUAGCUGUAAUCACUUUAUUUUACAGUAGUAUCUUAAUUAAAAAUAACACUACUUUAGCUUGGGCUCUAUGCAUCAGGGUUUUUCUCCAGGUGCUUAUAUUGGUCUGGAAUUGUUAUGUAAAAAGCAAUGAAAACUUAGGCUAGUACUUCAUGAAAUGUCUAUUUAAGCUACAUUAAGUUGAUAAAACAAGAUUAGAGCAAAUACUCAUUUUAACCAUUUCAUGUUUAUAAAAUUAGGCUAAGUGUACUUCAUGUGAGUGUCAAGCAUAGUUUAUAAGAGAAUAUGGAUUAAGUUGAUUGGUAUAUUAAUGACACCAAUUUGACAACAGAUUAUAGACAAAAAAAGAUUUCUUGCAAAAAUGCUGUGUAUUUCUCAAACUUGUGGAAUAUUCAAAAGCACAGGAUUAACUAAAUUACCAUACUAUUUGAAAAUGGUGAUGUGAGGAAGCAAGUCACAAAAAUUGGUCAUUGGUUUUUAUGUAUGAAUUCAUCUACAGAACUUCAUCUGUAGAAAAUGUUUUUCCAAAUAAUGUUGACUUUGAAAAUUGAGUUUACAAGCUAUAUAAAUGGGCUAAAAUUAUAUUAGAUAAAUUGAAAUUCUGUCUAUGUAGCUAUAAAUUUUUUGAAUGCAUUUUCUUGGUGUUUGAAAAAAAAUUGAGGGGUGGUGGGAGAAUUCCAGGUGCCUUAAUAUAAAGUUUGAAGCUUCAUCCACCAAAGUUCAAUAGAGCUAUUUAAAAUUGCACAUUAUUUGUAUUUUGUGUGGCUUAUCUUUUAUUUUAAACUUUGUUUCCAGUAUAAAUUCCAACAUAAUUUAGGCAAAAGCAGAAUAGACAUGUAUUUUAUUUGUAGAAUGGAUGAAACCAUUACAUUCUUGUACGCUGAUUUGAAAUGCUGUAAAUAUAGUCCCAAUUUCUAUUGAUUCUCUUUAAAUAUAAAAUGUAAAUAAAAUAUUCCAAUAAAAA